AGUCUAUGUGUUCUUGUUUUUCUUUUUUUUGCAAAUAAGCAAUAUCACUAGUUGAUCUAUUUUAUGUGUUAAUGUAUAAGUCCCUAACCACAGACCUAUAUCUGUGUCCCUAACCUAAGACUAAAUAGAACUGCUGAAACUGUCACUAGACCUAUACACACAAAAAUGGCCCCUAAGUCAAGUUCUAAAAGAAGUUCUACUAAAAGUAUACACGUUAAAAGUGAAAGUAGAUCGGAUAGAAACUACUUUUCACUACCUCACCCUUUUUGGAUGCUGCUAAUAUCAUUUGGUCUUUGGCUUUUAGGGGCUUCAACCUUUGCUCCUCACACAAUACCGGAAUUUCUGGGCCCUAUUGGCAGAUUUGGUGUCUACAUGAGCCAGUUUCAUAACUCUCUUGUAGGAUUAUGUGUGAUUACAGUCAUUCUUCAUACUUUGGAGGCUGCAUAUGCUGGCAAAGUUUGUCAUGACAGAGAACUGACAAGUGGAGCCACUGUGAAGUGGGUGAUUUCUACAUUUUUCUUUGGGUUCUCUUCCCUGACUUUACGUCUGCUGCCUUACAAACCCGACCAGAAAAGAUUUGAGGACAAAAGAAAAAAAUGAAGGAAAUAUUUAAGUCUUUUUACUUAUACAUUUCUUUUUCUUAAAGGCUAAGACUUAGUCUAGCUCAUACUGGUCAAAGGUAAUCGACAACCUGAAUUUUAGUAAUCGCAAUAUUGGUUUCCAUUAGUAUGCAUAAUAAACAGCUCGAUGAAUAAUGCAUACGAAAUAAUUUCUUUCUUUUGAUGAAUUUUUUUUUUUUUUUUUUUAAAUUAAAAUUAUGUACCCAGAGUUUAACUAAAUCACUUUUUCUCAUUCUUCUGACCACAAAGAUUUUUUUUUCAUAAUCAUUUUCUAUUACAUGUCAUAAUGAUUUUUUGAAAAUAGUUUCAUUUGACUAAAGCUAAGCACUCAGUGAGAUAGCUAAUAAUAUUUACACAUGGGCAUUGAAAAUAAAUCAUUUUAUUUAUAUGAUCAUUAUUCAUGUAAGCGGUGGAUUAAAACUCAACAUGACCUUUCAUUGCCAACAGCCCAACAGAUUCAAUGGGAUAAGUCAAUCAGCUAAACACAAAGAAUGACAUUUUUAACUUAACUUCAGCAUCGAAGGUCACUUCUCCAUAUUUAUGUCAGAAUAAAUAUUGUGGUAAUAGAUGCAUUUUAGAUGGAUUGUGUCACUGUUUAGAACUGUUUGUUACAAGUAUUGAAUGAAGUAACAUAGAAAGUACAUGGUUAGAAAUACAAUCUUUGAUGGUACACAGUGUAGAAUUGUUCUUCUUUUCACUAUAUGAGAAAAUGAGAAACUAGUUUGAAUUUCAGGAUAAAAAUAUUUUUUUUCUCCUAUACAUAUUUACUAUGCUGUAUUUCUGAUUGCUAAAAAUGUCACUUGUUUGAGUCUGUUUCUUUAAAUGCUUUAUAAAUGUUAGUUUGUUUGCAAUAGGAUUUAUUAAGAAACAUAUAAUUUAACAACUCAACCUUACACAUGUAAUGUCAAAAGAAAAUGUAGCCUAGUCUCUUUUUCAUCAAAAGAAACAAAGUAAAAUGUUUGCCUUAAGUUUUCUAGGGGCCAUUUUUGUUGCUACUUUCUUGAGGCACCUCAUCCUGAAAACUUUUCCAGGUAAUACAACUAAUCUUCAAACUAUAAAAAUUGUAUUCAACUUGUCUAUUCAUUUUUUAAUACUAUCGAUUACUUAUUAAUAAUUAAUGUAUUGAAAGUGCAAUUAAUUAAAAUUAAAAAUUUUGAACAUAAAUCCUUUUUGUGGUCAUAAACUAUAAGAGAGCAGCUGUCUGAAUGAUGUGUGAUUGUAUUUGCUCAGAACAUAGUAGAUCUAUUUCUGUAGGAAUUCAUUUUGGUUGUUUAUGUAAACUACUUUUUAUUUGUCUGUUUAUAUAUUUUCAAUCCAUUUGAUUGUUAGUAAUAGCGUGGACAAGAUGGAGGGAGUUGAAACAUUUCUACAAUGACACAUUGGCCAUGAAUUUAUUCAAAGAGUUGAAGAGGUCCUA
Biomphalaria glabrata is the source of this 2037-nucleotide messenger RNA. RefSeq names its product transmembrane protein 254-like. The coding region runs from base 166 to 600 and encodes 144 amino acids. The transcript has 4 exons. NCBI's taxonomy places the organism in Eukaryota, Metazoa, Mollusca, Gastropoda, Planorbidae. The record is from RefSeq and is a predicted model, not a curated record.